AUGGCUCCCGAGCUCAAGUCUAAGAAGCGCAAGAGCGCGGAGAUGCCCGCACCCGCCGCAAGCUCGAAGAAGCUGAAGGCGGACAAGACCACGAAAGCGCCCCAGUCCGAAAAGCCAGCCAAGAAGACAAAGGUCGCAGAUACCGCCGCCGCGAAUGGGGACGCUCCUUUGGCCCCGGCGAAGCCCCCCAAAUCCUCGCGCAAGCGCGCCGCAGACUUCUUCGAGGAUGGUGACCCCACAUCUGCAACCGCGCCAGUAGAGGCAGCAGGCAAGAAGACCAAAAAGGCCAAGAAGACCGCCAAACCUGUCGAAGAGGCUGCUGUCCCCGAACAAGUGGCCCUCGAAUCCAAGCCAGCAAAGAGCAAGAAGUCCAAAGGCGCCGCGCAGCCUGCUGAGAAUGCUGUUGUCGAGGAGACCAUUGCUGCGCCCAAGGACAAGAAGACCAAGGGCGCGAAGGCACUCAAGGAGGCGGCUGAUGCGGAGGCUUUGGACCAGCUGACGCCCGUCAAGUCUGGCGAGGAUAAUAAGAAGAAGGUCCGAAAGGGUAUGGAGCCGGUUGAGGGUGUCGCGAUCACGGGCACGAAGGUCGAAGAGCCUGCGGAAACGGCACAAGGGGCCAAGAAGGCCGGCAAGAAGGGCAAGCAGAGCAAGGGGGCGGUGGACGAGGCGGCUGUGGAGGAGGAAAUUGCAGCGCCGUCGAAGAAGACGGCUAAAAAGACCAAAAAGGACAAAGAGGGCGAGGAGGAACCAGUCGCUGAGGACGUGGCUGAUGACGAAGAUGACGAGGACAUCGACGAUCAGACCGCGGCGCUCCUCAAGGGCUUCGAGAGCAGCGACGAAGAAGACGCGCCUAGCGGAGAAGCUGUCGCGGUAGACGAAGUGCCUGGUAUUCCCACCGACAAGAAGCUCCGCAAGAAGCUCGACAAGGCCGCCGCAGAAGAGGGCGACGCCCCAGGUGUCAUCUACGUAGGCCGCAUCCCCCACGGCUUCUACGAACACCAGAUGCGCUCCUACUUCUCCCAAUUCGGCGAAGUAACCAAGCUCCGCCUCUCCCGCAACAAGAAAACAGGCCGCAGCCGACACUUCGCCUUCAUCGAGUUCGCGCACGCCUCGGUCGCCAAGAUCGUCGCAGACACAAUGGACAAGUACCUGCUGUUCGGGCACAUCCUGCAGGUGCGCACCAUACCGAAGGAGCAGGUGCACGAGGCGCUGUUCAAGGGCGCGGGGAGACGGUUCAAGAAGGUGCCGGGGAACAAGAUCGAGGGGAGGAGUCUAAGGCUGGGGACUGAUAGGGAGGGCUGGAAGAAGCGGAACAAGAAGGAGGAGGCGAGGAGGAAGGACAAGGCGGAGAAGCUAAAGGGGCUGGGGUAUGAGUUUGAGGCACCGGCGCUGAGGAGCGCAGGCGAUGUGCUGAUGAAGGAUGCGGACGAGGCUGGCGUGGAGCAGCUUGAGGGUACGACGAACGGACAGGCGCAGAAGGCGCUGACGGAGAAGCCGCACAUCGAGGACGAAGAGAUUACGGAGGUCUUGCGCACUGCCCAGACAAAGCCCGGCAAGACAGUGCUCUCGGAGAAGGUCAAGGUCAAGAAGGCGAAGAAGGGCGCGGCUGCGCCGGCGGUGAAGGAAGCAAAGGCCAAGGAGCCCUCAAGGGACGAUUCUAAGCCAAGCAAGGUCAAGAAGGCGAAGGCGGCUGCGGCGUAG
Coniosporium apollinis CBS 100218 is the source of this 1701-nucleotide messenger RNA. RefSeq lists its product as uncharacterized. Gene Ontology annotation, cellular component: nucleolus. Gene Ontology annotation, molecular function: RNA binding. The record is from RefSeq and is a predicted model, not a curated record. The transcript is spliced from 3 exons. Bases 1 to 1701 code for a protein of 566 amino acids. NCBI's taxonomy places the organism in Eukaryota, Fungi, Ascomycota, Dothideomycetes. Gene Ontology annotation, biological process: maturation of LSU-rRNA from tricistronic rRNA transcript (SSU-rRNA, 5.8S rRNA, LSU-rRNA).